GGCUGCCUGUCUGUCAGAGGCUGUGGCGUCGCAUCCACUCUUUUCAUCAUCCCAAAUCGCCUUGCAUGGAUACAUCAUGGCUACGUUUGUAUGCAGGGUACAGUUCUUAGAUGAUACUGAUCCAUUUAACAGCACCAAUUUCCCCGAGCCUACCAGACCACCUCUGUACACUUUCAGAGAAGAUAUUCCUCUGAUCAAUCAGAUUGCUGGAGUCCACAGGCAGCUAAAAGCUCCACAGAAGCCCGAUGACUGUGCCCUUCAGCUGUCCCAUAAUGGAAGCUACCUGGACUUGGAGUCCACCCUGGCAGAGCAGAGAGAUGAACUGGAGGGAUUUCAGGAGGAAGGAGGGAGAGGCAAGAAACACAGCAUUAUUCUUCGAACACAGCUCUCCGUCAGAGUCCAUGCCUGCAUUGAAAAACUCUACAACUCAACUGGAAGGGAGCUAAGGAGAGCCCUCUUUUCCCUCAAACAGAUUUUUCAGGAUGACAAGGACCUGGUGCACGAGUUUGUGGUGGCAGAAGGACUCACUUGUUUGAUAAAAGUGGGAGCUGAAGCCGACCAGAACUACCAGAAUUACAUCCUCAGGGCUCUCGGUCAGAUAAUGCUGUAUGUGGAUGGGAUGAACGGCCUCAUAUCUCACAAUGAAACAGUCCAGUGGCUUUACACCCUGGUCGGAUCCAAGUUCCGCUUGGUGGUGAAGACGGCCCUGAAGCUGCUGUUGGUGUUUGUGGAGUACACCGAGUCUAACGCCGCCCUGCUCAUAAAGGCUGUGAACGUGGUGGAUGCCAAAAGAGGCACAAAGCUGUGGUCAAACAUCAUGGAGAUCCUCGAUGAGAAGGAUGGAGUGGAUACAGAGCUGCUGGUGUAUGCAAUGACACUCAUCAAUAAGACUCUGGCAGGCCUCCCAGAUCAGGACUCGUACUACGACAUGGUGGACUGUCUGGAGGAGCAGGGCAUCGAAGCCAUGGCCCAGAGACACCUGAGCAGGAAAGGCACUGACCUCGACCUCGUAGAGCAGUUCAACAUCUACGAGAUGACUCUCCGCCAUGAGGAUGGAGACGAUGAAACCCAGUUGCCCCCCAGCGGGCGCAAGGACCGCCGACGGGCCAGUGUUGGCGGCACCAACGAGAGGCGUGGCCUGGAGAGAAGACGCAGCCGGAGACAUUCGCUCCAGAACAGCAGGGGCCACGCCUCUGCCCCAGCAUCACCCAGCAGCCCUCACACUCAUGCAAGCAGCUUCCUGCCUUUCGGUGGCCAGCGCAUUGAAGACAUCAGCGAAAGAAUCAGUGCCAAUGGCACUCCAUACCCUGGCAGGCACCAGGCUCCCACAUCCCCCAUCCAUCGCUUCACUAGUUCAGCAACCUCCACGCCAGACUCCAAACCGGUUGACAGACCUGCUUUAGGGGGCUUGCUGACUUCAUCGUACAGGCAGCAUCAGGAGUCUCUGGCUGCAGAGAGAGAGAGGAGACGCCUGGAAAGAGAGGAGCGUCUGCAGAGAAUCGAACGAGAAGAGAGGAAUCGCUUCAGUCGAGAUUAUGUAGACAAGAGGGAGGAAGCGCGACAAGCCAGAGAGGAGCGGUACAAAGCUGUGGAGCGGCUAGCUGCUGAGGAGUUUGAGCGAGAGCGUCCCAGGGUGCCGACGAGAGGACGAACAGAGAUCACUUUGUGUCUGAGUUCCAACCCCGCCAGCCGCUCAGCGUCCCGCUGUACCACACCUUCAUCCAUUAUCUCACAGGAAGACGCCGCCGCCACUGCACACCAGACGUCAGAACAUAUCUCAGAGCCAAACCUUGACCCACAGUCCAGGACCAAAAGUCCAGCACCAGGGUUAACAGAACGUUCCCCAACACCUCCAUCCGAGCCAGACAACAAGACUGAGACAGAGUCACCCGCGGAGGCAGAGGAUGUUGCUGAGAUUCAGUCCAACCAGAACAUGGCGGCAGAGCCGGCGGCCAAUGAGCAAUCGGCCAUGGAGGAAGAAGAGAGGCGAGAGCACGAGAAGCUUGAGGAACAGAAGCAGUGCAUGGAUGAGGUACCGGUUGAAGAGCAGGUAGAAGAAGUGGAGGUAGCAGAUGUGGCAGAGGUGGGAGAGACUGAUGCGGAGGCUAAUGUCGAGUUAGAGGAGGAGCAACCGAUGGAAAGGGAUGUAGAAGACAACGUACUGCUGAGCGAGAAGGAGAGACAGAACGAGGAAGUGAAUGAAAAGGACAACUGCUCUGCAUCCAGCAUCUCCUCCACGAGCAGCACUCUGGAGAGGGAGGAGCGGGAGGAGAAAGUCACCAAUGACAUUGAAGCAGGCCAAUGGACGCAGUGCAUUAAAGACGCGGAUGUGAAUGACCAGUGCAACAAAAUACUCAACAGCAAGCGCUUCAUGCUGGACAUGCUCUAUGCUCAGAAGACAACCAGCAAUGAUGAAGGGAAUGUAGCAGAAACGGAGAAGGAAACAUGUAAGUGUGAGAAGGAGACGGAGGUCAGUGACUCCUCUGUGGCCAGCUUGGCCAGCAGGAUCUCCACACUGGAAGCUCACAGACAGGCCAGAGAAGAAAAUGUGAAAAAACUGGAGGUGGGACAUCUGGACAACCAGGGCAGUGUCCGAGCUGUGGCGGAGAAAUUUGGAGAUUUGGUCAAAGGCCUCACAUCGCCUCCUGAAGUGGAGGCCUCGAAGGAGCAGCAGCAGCAGACGGACAAAUCAUCGUCUGCUGCUUCUUCGACGUUACCCCCUAAGAAAGAGUCGGACUAUAUCUGGGAUCAGCUGAUGGCCACCCCCAGGGAGCUGCGUAUCAAAGAGAUGGACUUCACGGACCUGAGGGACGAGGACGACGAGGACAUUUUAGAUAUGGACAGUGUGAUGGGGUCAGGUGACCUGAUACCACCACCUCCGCCUCCACCAUGCAGCGCUGUCCUGCCACCACCGCCGCCCCUGUUUGGGUGCCCCCCUCCUCCUCCCAUGCUUGGCAAAAUGAUGCCACCGCCCCCGCCAUUCAUGGCUCCUAUCCCUCCGCCCUCCCCUCAGCUGAGUCGAGGGGAGAUGCCUCUCUUCCAAAAGAAGAAGAAGACCAUCCGUCUCUUCUGGAACGAGGUGCGUCCCAUGGACUGGCAGUGUAAGAGCCAUAAAUUCUGUAAGGAGUCCCUCUGGUCCAAGCUGGAGCCGAUUAAACUGGACACAUCCAAGAUGGAGCAGCUGUUCGAGUCCAAAUCCAAGGAGCUGCCUGUCACGAAGAAAGCGGCUGUUGAUGGCAAACGACAAGAAAUCAUAGUCCUGGAUUCAAAGCGCAGCAACGCAAUAAACAUCGGUUUGACUGUCUUACCUCCUCCCCGCACCAUCAAGACCGCCAUUCUCAACUUCGAUGAGUACGCACUGAACAAGGAAGGCAUUGAGAAAAUCCUGACAAUGAUCCCCACAGAGGAGGAGAAGCAGAGGAUCCAGGAGGCUCAGCUGGUGAACCCUGAUGUUCCCCUGGGCAGCGCCGAGCAGUUCCUUCUCACCCUCUCCUCCAUCACAGAGCUGUCUGCUCGCCUGCAGCUGUGGGCGUUCAAGAUGGACUACGAGCUUAUUGAGAAGGAAGUGGCAGAGCCUCUGCAGGACCUCAAGGAAGGGAUGGACCAGUUAGAGAAAAACAAGACGCUCCGCUACAUCUUGACCACGUUGCUCGCCAUAGGCAACUUCCUCAACAGCACUAAUGCUAAAGGCUUUGAGCUGAGUUACUUGGAGAAAGUCCCGGAGGUGAAGGACACGGUUCACAAGCAGUCCCUGCUGCACCACACCUGCUCCAUCGUGGUGGAGAAGUUUCCAGACAGCACUGACCUCUACUCUGAGAUUGGAGCCAUCACCCGCUUGACCAAGGUGGACUUUGACCAGCUUCAAGACAAUCUGGCCCAGAUGGAGCGAAGGUGCAAGGCAUCAUGGGAUCACCUCAAGGUCAUUGCCAAACACGAGAUGAAACCAGCAUUGAAGCAAAAAAUGUCAGACUUCCUCAAAGACUGUGCAGAGAGAAUCAUUAUUUUGAAGAUUGUACAUCGAAGAAUAAUCAACAGGUUUCAUGCCUUUCUGCUGUUCCUGGGCCAUCCGAUAUAUGCAGUCCGUGAGGUCAGCAUUCACCGCUUUAGCAAAAUCCUGAGCGAAUUUGCCCUGGAGUAUCGCACAACAAGAGAGCGCGUGCUACAACAGAAACAGAAGAGGGCCAACCACCGGGAGAGGAACAAGACCAGGGGAAAAAUGAUAACAGAUAGCGGUAAAUUUGGCGGUGCCCCAUCAGAAGCACAGGAGAGCCAGCCUCAGGGUAUCCAGUAUGCAGAAGAUGCAGCUGAACAUGAGAACAUGAAGGCCGUACUAAAGAGUAGCCUGCAGGGCGGAGAGAGUGGAGCGUCCACGGUGCCCGGCCUCCGCACACGCACCAGAGCCAGCAGCACCAGAGGGCGCGUUCCCCCAUGGUACUCUGCCAAUGACGACCCAGUGAACUGUACAGAUGAUACGGCUGAUGAGAUCAUGGAGAGGAUUGUUAGGUCAGCCACUCAGGGGCCCAGCCAGCGGACGCAGCCUCGGGAGAGGAGACGAUCCCGAGCCAACCGAAAAUCACUGAGAAGGACACUGAAGAACGGUCUGACAACAGAGGAGGCUAACGCUCUUGGCUUAUCCAGUGGUUCAGAGAUGCAGGUGUGAGCUGGGCAUAAAGAUGUUCGGAAGCCCUUUCACUGCCCCUCCAACACCCACAGCCAACCUGGCAC
This is a messenger RNA of Chelmon rostratus (copperband butterflyfish), 4725 nucleotides long. RefSeq names its product formin homology 2 domain containing 3b (gene fhod3b). Gene Ontology annotation, biological process: sarcomere organization; actin filament network formation; cortical actin cytoskeleton organization. The transcript has 25 exons. The record is from RefSeq and is a predicted model, not a curated record. Gene Ontology annotation, molecular function: actin filament binding. The coding region runs from base 77 to 4660 and encodes 1527 amino acids. NCBI's taxonomy places the organism in Eukaryota, Metazoa, Chordata, Actinopteri, Chaetodontiformes, Chaetodontidae. Gene Ontology annotation, cellular component: cytoskeleton; cytoplasm.